AUGGUCACUCUCGUCACCCAGCGCUCCGGCAAGGCCAUCCUGAUCAAGGCCGUCUCCAGCAGCUGCGACGAGGGCUCGCUGGCAAAUGCGGUGUCUGGCGGGCUGCCCGGGGGCGUCACCUCGCCGGGGGCCCGCAGCGCGAUGCGCGUACACGGGGACCACGACGACCCCACGAACAUCUUCCCGAUGCCGCGCUACCCGCCGGCGCACACGUCUGCAACAUUUGAGGCCGUGGCCGCGCGCAAGAGCCUGAUCCUCACACCCCCUGAGAUCUACGCAGAGUGCGCCCACCACGGCGAGGAGAAGGCCAAGUUUGGGUGGCUCAAGCUGCUCACGCUCUGCACCAUCGCCGGCUGCUACGUCGGCUUUGGCUUCACGCUGUGCCUCAUGGUGGGCGGCAACAUCGGCGCCGACAUCCUUGCGGCUCGGCCAGGGCUGUUCAGCCUCGUCUACGGCGCCGUCGGAUUCCCCGCCGCCUUCACCAUGAUCGUGAUCUGUGGCGCCGAGCUGUUCACCUCGAUGUGCGCCUACAUGACCGCCGCCUGGUGGGAGGGCAAGGUCACCUUUCUGACCUGCGUGAGGAUGUGGGUCGUGUCGUGGGUCGGCAACUUUGCCGGCUGCGCCAUCUUCAUCGGCCUCAUCGUAUCGACCCAGAUAUUUGAGGGGCGGGACUGGUACGCGCUGCUCAUGGCCACCAAGAAGGUCCACCACGGCUUUGGCAACACCCUGGUGCGCGGCAUCUUUGCCAACUGGCUGGUGGGCAUCGCCACGUGGCAGGCCAACGCGGCGCAGGACCUCUCUGGCAAGGCCAUCGCCAUCUGGCUGCCCAUCUCCGCCUUUGCCAUGCUGGGCUGGGAGCACUCCAUCGCAAACCAGUACCUGCUGCCGCUGUCGAUAGCCCUGGAGCCCGGCCACCUCAGCGCCUACCAGGUCGUGGUGGGCAACCUCAUCCCCGCCACCAUAGGAAACUGGAUCGGCGGCGCCGUCUGCGUCGCCACCGUCUACGCGCUGGCCUACGGCCGUCCCAACCUCGUCAUCACGCAGCGCGCGGAGCAGCUCAGGGCGGCGUGGGCGGGGCGCUGGGCCGACCGGCGGCGCCGCGGGCUGCCUGCAUGA
This is a messenger RNA of Monoraphidium neglectum, 1116 nucleotides long. Its product is annotated as putative transporter yrhG. The record is from RefSeq and is a predicted model, not a curated record. The transcript has 7 exons. Gene Ontology annotation, biological process: transmembrane transport; nitrite transport. Gene Ontology annotation, cellular component: membrane. Gene Ontology annotation, molecular function: high-affinity secondary active nitrite transmembrane transporter activity. Lineage: Eukaryota; Viridiplantae; Chlorophyta; Chlorophyceae; Sphaeropleales; Selenastraceae. The coding region runs from base 1 to 1116 and encodes 371 amino acids.